Messenger RNA from Nicotiana tabacum (common tobacco), 1762 nucleotides. Its product is annotated as F-box protein CPR1. The record is from RefSeq and is a predicted model, not a curated record. Lineage: Eukaryota; Viridiplantae; Streptophyta; Magnoliopsida; Solanales; Solanaceae.
CAGAAAUCAAGAAUCAAACCCGAUUCUUUCGCUAUAUUUGAAGUCAGCCCUAGGCCAACUAUGGCACUGAGCAAAGCUGAAAAACUACCCCAAGAAAUCAUAGUUGACAUACUAUCCCGGCUUCCUGCUAAGUCCAUAGGUCAAUUCAGGUGUAUAUCAAAGCAGUGGUGUUCUCUUCUGUCAGACCCCCAAUUCAUCUCAGCUCAGCUCACUAUCAAUUCCCACAAAGAAGAAGAAAACCUCAUUCUUGUCUCUGAUUCUCACUCUCUUCACACUAUCACUUUUAACCACAACCCCCAAAAUGGAACAAUUGAUGCCAUUUCAAGAAAGCUUAGUUUUCAGCAACUUGAAGACAAUUGGGUAAGUGUUGCUGGCUCAUGUAAUGGCUUCGUCUUAGUGGUUAAUGACGAGGAAAUCAAAUUUUUGAUCAACCCCACAACCUUAGGGUACUUUGAAAUUCCACAAUUUGAUUUGGCUCUUCCUGUGCCUGGUAGCUUUAGCAUGUAUGGUUUAGGCUAUGAUGUUGUUAGUGGUGAUUAUAAGGUGGUUACUCUUUCUUAUUACGAUACGGAUAAUGAAUAUGAGCCAGAUAUAGAUUAUACUUUUGUGGAUGUUUACUAUGUGAGAAAGGAUAUUUGGAGGAGACUUGAGAGUUCUCCUUAUGAUCAUGUAGUUCCUCAACUUGCUUCUGGUGUUUUGGUAAAUGGGGCUUUGCAUUGGUUAGCUAGUAGUAAAACCUCCGGUUAUUCAUCAGUAAUUGUUGCUUUCGAUUUAAGUGAUGAUAAAUUCUUGGAGGUGCCAGCACCAAGUACUCUUGAUAAAGGUAAUUUUGUGUUUAAUAAGCUUGUGGCUCUUAGAGGGUGUCUUUGUAUGUUCACUAAUACAGAUGAGGACGAAAUUGAUGUUUGGAUGAUGAAAGACUAUGGGGUUGAGGAGUCUUGGACCAAAUUUGUAGUUAAAGGACCGGAUUCGGUGACUGAUCUGAUACCAUUGUGUUUAAUGAGUGAGGAUGAUGUUUUACUAGAUGCGGAUGGAGAGUUGAUUGUCUACAGUAUGAGAGAGGAUCGGUGGAGGAAUAUGAUGGUUGAUGGGAUUCCUACCAUGUGUGAGAACGCAGGAACUGCAAUCUUUAGGGAGAGUCUUGUUUCUCCUACGUUUGGCUAGAAGCUCGUUACUCUUUUUCUUGAUGCAAUAUUUUGAGAUGAUGUUGUGUGCAGGUCUUGCCGGUGUUAUAUGUAGGUCGUCAUGUACCUCGAGAUGGCCGUCUCCUCCCCCCCCUUCCAGUAGGAACCGGCUCCCCUGUCUCCGCUCCACUGCAUUCCUGCCCGUCCUCUAGGCGCCCCCAACUAGAGAUGAAGUUCGAGAACCAUAAACAACUCAGUUGAGAGCUCCCUGACUGGUUCAAGCAAAGGAAUUAGUCUACUUCUCUGACAUUUUCCCGGUGCCUAUGAAAUGGAAUGUCAAGAGAACUGCAUGUUUUUAAGGAGGCAUGGAUCUCUCUAUAUUUAAAGCCCAAUGGUGCUACUCGGUAAACUAUGAUAGGAGAGUUUUCGAUGGAGACUUGCACUUUGAUUUGUAUAUUGCUGUUAUGUAAAGACAACUGUUGCAGAGCUAGGAGAAAGGGGACCUUUUGAGCAAACCCUCUAAUGUGAUUUUGUUUGUUAGAGAGUUUAUAUCUCAGUUGAGUUUCUCAACUUUCAGGUGAAUAGAUCAUAGAUGGUCUGACUAACUAUUCUACUUGCCCAUAUAACAAGAGGGUUUA